This is a messenger RNA of Pocillopora meandrina, 22363 nucleotides long. The record is from the annotation of a GenBank genome assembly. NCBI's taxonomy places the organism in Eukaryota, Metazoa, Cnidaria, Anthozoa, Scleractinia, Pocilloporidae.
UUUUGGAGCGGAACUCUCUAGAGAAGAAAUAUCUGCGGUGCUUAUGAAUUAGGGGCGGUCUAACGAACGACUUAUCGACAAAGAUAUUCUGAGAAGCUUUCGUGGGAGCUCUUUAAUCCAGGUAAGAGAACAAGUCAUUCUUAUGUGAAAACUUUGAUGUUGUCAACUCUGUGAAAGGAACGAAGCAAGGUGGUCUUGAGUUUCGCUUGUUAUUUGUUGUCAUAGCGCUGGAAAGUUCUUUAGACGUAUUCAGAGUAAAUUUGUAUAUCUGUCGAAAAGGCUGGCUUGUUCAAAAUAUGUCUUACGGGCCCUGUUUCAAAACCUCAUCCUUCGAGAGGAAACGGUUUCCGCUGACUGCAAUGUUACCGUUAAUUUUAGAAUUCUACUGGUAGAUUUGUCAUUUUGACUGGGUUUUGCUUGUCUUUUGGUGAUUGGAAUGAACGUUUUAUGAUGUUAGAUACCUUUUUUAACGAACAAAAUUACGCCAACUCUAAGGUUGAGUUGGCGUAUUAUUCUUGUUUCUCCAUUUCUUCCUCGUGUACACCUGGCCAGCCAGCUAGUUAGCCACGGCCGAUAUUUAUAGACAUCGACUUGUUUAUAUCAGAAGAGAUUAGUUUAUUUCAUUCUACAGUUGAUAUUGAUCCACGAAAGAAACCACAGCAGCAGUUCUGAGUACUUGGUGAGCGCAAUUAGUACGUGGAACCAAUACGUAAAUUUUAUUCUGGGCUGAUAAUUUAUCGCCGCGGAAUGUAACCAAACAUGUCAAAUGAUUGCGGCGUGAUUUGUUUCGAAUCUUCCUUUUUGUCCACGAACUAAUGACGUUUUGUAAGCUAAAGAAUUUCAUCGUCACAAUUGUUUCGGGUGAUAAUCCGAUAAUGUUAUUUUUUUUCACGCAGAUAAGUACUAGAGCAAUUCGGAGUUAAUUUUUCAUGAAGUGAGCUAUGUUUUGUGUACGAUUACAAACCACCGUUCUUGAUUACUGAGGUUUUAGUUUUCUUUGUAAUCAAAUCUUUUUGUGUGUAUUUUUUUAACAUUAGCACACUUGGGGAUCGUGUCUGAUUACUUGCGAUCGACUCUAAUUUGUCUUCCCGAAUCACACUUUUCGCACGACAACUUUCUGUCCUUGUUUGAAGUUUGUUUUAAUAAGAACAAGGUCGACCUCUCCGUCUGUGCGAAUAGUUUUGUUUCAGGUUGUUUGCAUUCUUUUCAUUCGUGUAAUAACCUAUUUAUAGUUUCUGCGUGUUGCAGGGACCACAAAGUCGUGUUGUUCAGGAACAAAAACAUUACUAACGUCAAUCGCAUAUUUGCGAUCCAUAAACAACCCUGUAUCGUAAGUAAGAGGUUGUUUCGAAAAUGGCAGCAUUUCCAUGGCAAUUUUCCUUUGAAAAGAUUAGGUUAUGAACUGUAUGCAAAGUUUCUUUGAUUGUGCACUCAAACAUUAAUACUUUCGUACUACUCUUCAACCUCGUAGUAAAAUUUAACCUCUACUUGUUAGUUCUGAUUGGAUUGUAUAUUAGCAAUAUGCAUGAUAAACAAAUAUUUAACAUUUCAAAUGUCUAGAAAUUCUUUUAUUUUGACUGGAUCUAGCAUUGCAAUCAGUUGAUGUUGAUAAUUGUUUUUUUUUUUUUAACAAAUCUGUUCUCAUUUGUCUUUGUCCUUUAACAUCUCUAAAUAUGUAAUGCAAUUAAAUACAAUGACAGUAGAAAGAGGAGAAAAUCAAUGUUUUUCUGUGUCAGUAUUUUAAGGGCAGGUUAUGUGGCUCUGUUGCUACUGUAUACAUUUGUAACUAGGCUCUCUAAUUCACAACACAAACAUGUUGAAGAAAUAUGUUAGGAAUAAAAAAUAUUGAUCUUUGGAUCAAGGACGCUUAACAGAUAUUGCACUCAAAGUUUAUCCAUGGUAACAUUGCAUACCAUUAACAACAGUUUUUUAAAUGAAUUUGCUGAGGAAAAUGGCUAAAUAGCAAAAUAAUUACAACAUCGUGGAUAAACUUUUCACAAAGACUGUUGUGCACUAGUUAACAUUAUUACCUUCAAGCCAUAUGAUCGUUAAUUCUACUGACUGAGCAUUCAUGGUGGCCAUGCAAUUUGCUACUUGAUAUGUUUAAUUUCUUGAUGGCACUGUUGGUGGUGUGGAGCACUUUGCUCCAGAGCAGAAUAUCUCUUUAGCUCUUUGACCUCUAAGAGUGACCAGCAUCUGAUUUCUCCUCACAGUAUCACCCCUUAAUCUGACAUACUUAAGUCACAGGAAUAAAGGAAAUGAUCACAUACUUAAGAAUUUCGUGAUUGUCUUAAAGAAAUUCUCCUCUUCUUUACCAUAGGAAAUGUAUAGAGAACAGUAUGGAGAAUAUACUUAAUGAUCUGGAUAUAAUAUAGAGGUUGCUGAUUUAUAAAAUAGCUAUGGCAAUACUAUUUAAGGACCUGAGAGUGUAAAUAAUAUAUUUUAGACUUUUUACCCUUCUGAUAUCAAUGAUUUGUUAAAUAUCGUCUCUUAGGUAUAAUAAGUGAUCAAUGAAUGGUGAUAUUGGGCGAAGAGGUGACUCCAGUCCCACUGACAGUGGAGUAGACACACGUGAGUGGGAGGAAACACACAGAGGUGUGUAUUAUAUUGAAAAUUAUAACUACUGAAGAUUAUUGUCUUUAUUCUUGUCAUAAUACCAUCAUAAUCAACGUCAUCAUGAUAGUCAACAAUUGUUUUAUCCAAGAGUAACAACACUAUUAUCAUCAUUAUUGUUAUAAACAAAAACAACAACAGCAACAUUAUCAUUAUCUUCAUCAUUAUUAAUCAUCAUUGCACAAAUUUUACCUUUACAAAAAUAAUUGAUUUUAACCCUUAGCCACUUAUGUCGAGAUAUAACAAUUCUCCUUUCUAGCUGCAAUGUAGCUUUCCUUGUAACUUUUUAUAAUUAGAUGAGAUGAUGCCUUAUCAAGGUAACAAUCCUCUAUACCUUUCUAUGCCUUUACCUUUGCUGGUAGAGAUCUUGCAACUUAAAAAAGGUGUUGUGGGAUUUAGUGUGUUGAACGUGUUGCUAAACUUCAAUAAGAAUCAUUGUUGAAAUUUUUGAACAAGGUUAAGAUUUUUCUACAAAGUUGUCUCAUAUCAAUUUGUACAUUGGAAACUUAAAGGUGUAGUUUAAUUUCUUACAACUACUUAGGGUUGAUACCUAGCAGUAAGAACUUGUGUUGAGAAGAAUUUGACCAAUUGAAAAGGCUUCCCUGCAUAAUAAUCUGUUAUAUGUUUUUUUUUUAUCUAGAAUGAUUAUUGAAAAUAAGUAGCAUGCUUGGCUUAGGAUAUUUGUCAUGAGUGUUUCUUUUUGGGAAUUAGAAUUUCAAAGGAAUGGGAAAAUGUAAGAGCAUAAUUUCCUUGGAAUGAAAUAAAGUAGAGUAGAAAGGUCAUAAAAAAUGCUAAUCAAGGUUAUUUCAUGUAUCAUAUGAACAAUUUACUGAGGAACAUUGAAAAAUGAACUUUGCAAAUUAUUAGGCAUUAACAAAUAUGAUGGAAAAUUUUAGUAAAUAUUUGUGGACACCUGCUGUUGCCAAAUGUAUUGAGCAACUUUAUAGUUAUGGGAAAAAACCUUCCUUGCUCCAAAGGUAAUUAAUGUUUGCUUGUCACUUAAGUUUAAGUGGAUAAGCACUGUUCUGAACUUUGGUUUUCUGGUAUGUUCUGUCAUUUUUAAGACAUAAUCUAUGCAUUGAUUGCACUUUCCUUGCUGGAUUCUUUGCAAUUUUUCUUUUCAUGCUUUGGAGAAAAGUGACAAAAAGCCUUUGUUUCUUAGGACAAUUAAACUACUGAAGCGAUGAGUAUUCUUUUAAGGAAAGUCAAUUAAAUAAUGGUAGUCUAUGUAGAUGGAACUCACAUGCAAAAGUUCUUUGGCUUUUGAGCAUAAGUAUGGGGACAUUUUUGUCCCAAACUUUUCUGCUAAUCACUGCCAAUUAGGUAUAUUUUGAAGUAUUGAAAUUACACCUUCUCUGUAGCUGUUUAUAGGGUGUAUUGUAGCUUUGAAUUAUAUGGUUAAAGCUAUCAGCAUAAUUGUGGUUGAUUUAAGUAAAUUGUGGUCAGGUUUUUUCAAAGUUAUUUUAAUUUACUUAUUGAAAUUCUUUUCUUUUUUUCCUUUUUCUCUUGAACAGGACCAAGGAUGGUAUGUUCACUUGUUUUUCUUGAAGUUGUAGUUACACCUAAUUGCAAUAACAUUAUCAGAGAAAGAAUCAAAUUUACAAUAAUGAAAGAUUCAUGUUAAGUAGGAAUUUAUUACGCUGAGCCAUUGGCUUGAAGUGACUCCCCUGCAGUGACACUUUCUUUUAAAUUUCCAUAACCUUAAAUUCAAUUUUUGCAAGUAUGGCUGUUCACAACUGUAUUCAACACCAUUCUGCUCAGUGUGUUUUGCAAGAUCUUUCUGUUUUUUUUUUCUGCUAGAUUGGCAUGCCCUAUCUUGUAGAGAUCCAUAUCAGUUUAAAAAUUUAAUUACAUCCUUGAUUAGACACCACAGAUCAAAGCAAAAUUAUAAAUGAAUGCCGCCAUCAAAUAAAUGUUGGACCCAGUGAGAAGAAAAGUGCUGCAAUCAGUUAGAAGUAUGCAGAAUUUAUUUUGGGACUUUUAGGAAAAAUAGCAAGAUGGUGCAGUGCUACUUAAAAAUCAACAAAAUUUCCGGAUAUUGUACACCUUCCAAGCCAGACAAAUACAACACUAUCUCAGCCAAACAUGGAAUACAUAAUGAACUGAAAUAUGUUUUGUCUUAGUUGAUAUUCCUUAUGUCGAUUCUACCAUAAUUGUCAUCAGUGAUUUGAAAUGAAUACUCUCUUGUGUUGAAAGACCAUUAAGUUAAGCAUUCUAUAUUUUUUUUAGUCAUUAGAACCCUACAGUUUUGGAAGUGACUCUUCCUGGUCAAAUCUAAAUGGGGUUGAUGCAAAGAAAAAGUAAGUUAUGGGCUUCCAUUGAUAUUUGUAAUCAUUAAUGUCUUAGUUCUUCUUUCUAAAAUCAAUUACACAAUUUGUAAAGGCUUUAACAUGAACACAGCAUCACUCAAGUGUAGUGAUGAAUUAAAAAUUUUGACAGUGUGCAAAGCACAGAAAUUGACAGAAAUUAUGAUUUCGCUUCACAAUCCUCCAUAAUUUUAUUUAUUUUUUCCUACUAAUUUAAACCAUUUUGAAGUCAUUUAGAGGCUUUAGAGCUUCAUUCCCAAGCUCUCUCCUUUCAUUAAGCCCUCCAAAAUUGGUGAGCAUUAAGAAGCAGAACAAAAAGAGUUGAAUGAGCCCAAACUCAGAGAUGUCAAGCACAGAUUCUUUCAUCAUUUGGACUUAAACCACCUAGCAAUUGUGCAAGGCAAUGAUAAGUUCUAUGACUUUUUAGACUCAAGAAAGAAAACUCUCACAAAGCAAGAAAAUCUGUCACAUUUGAUUUAUCACCAAUUCAUCUGUAAGCCAAACUAUUUGAGAUUUAGUUACUUAUUGUCAAUUUGGAGAAAUCAUGAUUUCUUGUUGUUAAUUUUUAUUAGGUAAUCUGUCAGACAAAAAAACCUAAAAAACCUAAAAUAAGUUCUGGCAAGUUUGAUGGCUGUUGAUUUUCACCAUGAACAUGAACAGUGUUUAUCUGGUUGCUAAUAUGUUCAUGCAGCUUUAAAUUUCCUGGAAGAAAACAGGGAAGUCUGAGUUGUAAAAUCAAAACCAACAGAAUCCCAAAUAGCCUAUCAGAACUUAAAAGAUUAUACAUAAGCCUAGGGUUCUAAGAAGAAUUUGUGUUAUGAUCAAGAGCUUCUAGUUGGUGAUCAUUUCCUGUAUUCUCCUGACCUUGACGUGUGAUUCAGGGGUGAUAAUGAGAGGAGAAAUAAGAUGCUAAUUGCUGGUAGGAGACAAAGGUUUUUGGUAAAACCAAAUAAACCUCCUGAUGAACAUGAUUGAACAUGUGGCAAGUUUAAACUAUUGGGAAAUUAAGAAGAGUCCUAUAUGGGACGCUCAUGAAAAUCUGAAAAUGAUUGUAUAUUAUUUAUAAAUUUUACAAAAAAUCAACCAUUUAAUUGAUAUGGGGAGAAUUAUUUGACUCCAAAGCUGUUUAUCUGUGAAUUGCAAUGAGGUGAAUUUAAAAAUUGUACUUGCCUGAUUUCAUUUAUAGUGGUUCAUACAAGGGAAAGCCUCAAACUUUAGUAAGUACUGAAUUAAUUCUGAUGAAAGUGAGCUGGCUCUUGUAACACUUCAAUGUCAACAGUCUUAAACACUUUUUCUAGAAAAUUCAGUAAUCCUUCAUGUAGGGCAGAACUUAGCUCUGAAACAGGCUCAAAUGAUUUUGUUGUGGUUGUUUUCUUUUAGAACAAUAAUGUUGAUCCAGGAAGAUCUCCCAAGAACUCCCCUAAACUGGGGUCACAUGAUGGUAAGGAUUUACACAUUUGCACAACUGGUGUCCUGAGAGUUGGACAGAACGGAUCACUUACCUGCUGCUUGUGAGAGGAUAUCAUCUCAAAUAGUAACUCACUACUUUCCAACGUGGAACUUCUAAAAAAUCAUUUGUAUUGAAAUAUAAUCAUCUGCUUUCACCAUCAGAUCAAAAGAAGCCUGUUCAAGCUGCAAGUCAGUUUCUUGCAAGAACAAAUUUCCUUCUGGAGGCAUGUGCUUUUAGAUCUCUCUUCUUUCUUCUUGUUUCUUCAUUUCUUUCCCUUGUUCCUCAUGUAGUAUUAAUAUUUUUAAGGCAAAGUCUGCAUGGAGAGGUAUUAAAAAAAUGAACUUGAUAAAUGGGGACAUAAAGUGUUGUAGACAAUUGUAAUUAGUUUUGAGUCAAGAGUGUUGAUCUGUUGGUACAUAUGCUUCCUUUAGAAUUAGCUUAAGAGGGCCCAAUGGGCUCCAAGCUUUAUUUUUUUUCCCUUUGGAGGAGGAGGGGGGGGGAGCUUUUUAAGGAAGGGAGUACAAGAAAAGGUAACCCCCAAAGGUAUUAGAACUUUUUUAAAAGUCCAAUCAGCAAGAAAAUGAAGAUGAGAAGGCAAUUUAGAAGGUCGGAGGCUAUGAAGUUGGAAGUGUGUUUCAUGUAGCAACUGCUAAAUCAAUCUACAGGCAGUUGUAAGUUAUACUUUCAAAUACCUUACAUCAAAGGAAUAGAACUAAAAAAUAGUACUUAUCCUAAGGCACAAUUUUUGGCCCCCAUUCGAUAAGUUUUAAGCAUCAUUUUUCUCAGAUUGAGGGGAAUUUUGCAAAGCUACCCUCUGGAAUAAACUCAGAGAAUAAGCUCUUACUAAAUCUUUGUAAAGAAUGGGGUGAGGUUGAAAUGAUCUGGGUUUUGUACUGCUGUUUGAUAAAUAAAACAAUUCUGCAUAUUUUUCUGCAGCAUCUUUCAUCCUUCACCCUAAAGACAGCACAAGAAGCACAAGUUCCAGCAAAGGAGAGACUUAGGCAAACUAAGGUUUAGUUUACAUCGAAUUUUUGCCUUUAAUAUAUGUACUGAUUUUCACCUAGUUUCCAAGGAAGUUAAGAAUCAAAGGAAAUUUUCCUAAGAAAGAAAAUAUUAAUGUCAGCUCUUAGCACUAUUGGGAAAAUUUAGAAAUAAGAGUGAAAAAAUUCACAAUUGACACAUGUAAGUUGAAUGACGACCAAGUUGAAUUGGGAGUGAAAAUUAAAUUUGUUAGGAUUUUAUGAUUACUUAAUGUUGACCCUUUACGCACUUUAAACAUCAGUAUGGACAUUUUGCAUACUGUUCUCUAUAGAUUUCUUGAGGUAUCCACCGAAAGAAUUUUUUUUAAGUAGUCAGUAGCUUCUCUAGUUGAUGAUAAUUUCCUUUGUUCUUGUGACCUGAAUUCUUGAUUCAGGAAUGAUACUGUAAGGAAAAUUUAGAUGGAUCAGGAGUUGAAGGGUUCAUUUUCUAUUAGUAUAUGAGAACGGCUCUAUCAGGAUGUUCAGGAUCCUUUUUCUUGCAGGAAUUGUUAGCAAAAGGGAACCAGUGGACAAAAGAGAUGGAGAUGAGAUUGACAGACACUGAUGUGGUGCUUUUAGAUGGGGAGACUCAGGUCAAGAUGCAAAUUACCAUAACUUGUUUUGAUAUGUAAUAUGUUAGAGAUCGUUAAGAAUUCUGUAUUCAGCAUUACUUCAUUUCAUUCGAGUGAACUUGAAUAGAAGACAGAUAUUCUUUCAGUAUUUGCUCAUUUUUUUUCCCCCUGAAGAUUUUAACUGUACACAUGCAUUUCUCUGAGAUGCAUUGCAUUCAGGAUGCAUUUAAAAUAAAGAAAUGUUCUGGAAUGACUCAGUUGAAAAUUCCAUGAAUUUGACUUCCACAUGUAUUCCCCCUUGAAAAGUUUUUCCUUGUUGGCCAUGAAGAUACUGCAAGGUAGCACUUUGUUGCGGUACUGUGCCUAAGCAUUUUCUUAAUAUGCCUUUCUAAUUUUGACCAUGUUAAACACAUGGACAAAAUAGAUCAUGUUGGAUUUCAUAAAACACAUAAAAGUUGCUGUCAUUUCUUCUUGUGAUACAGGAAGGGUUGUAUAAGGAGGUGGAAGUGUACAACUUAGUUGGAUAUUGAACCUUGCUUGAGAUAAUCUCUUCUGAAAUGUUGUUUUUCUUCUUCUUUCAUGCAGGAUGUAGUAGAAGUGUUUUCAUUGAACACUGUAGGCCAUGUACAUCAUUUUAGCGAUGACCCUGACCUAAACAGUGUGUUAGUAUUUAACACUCUGCAAACGGAGAAUAAGUUUGCUGCUAUGCAUCUGUUUCAGUCAGACAGGGUUCCGGUAUGUAAUUUGUAACUCAAUUCUGUACUAAAAUUAAUGGUAAAGUCUGUAAUUGAAUUAUUGGACUUAAGUUCUCUGUAGCUCAUUUUUUUUUUUGCUUUUGAAUAGGCUGCUGUUGUUGCAACUGAAAUUAUGAAAGCAUCGAGCAGCAAAGCCGUAAGUAGUCUUUUUGCAUUUAUUUUUCAAAUCGUUAAAAAGAGAGAGCGUAUUUAACGUGUCUAUUGAGGAUAAUUAUAAGGAAAAUCGACUCGGCGAUUUCUCUCACUCGUAAAUCUAGGCUACAGGUGGGAAACGUUUUUGGGUUUUUCUUGAGAGCCCUAUAAUUGCAGACAAUGUUAUUCUUUUAAAAAAAAGGGUAUUUCAAGUGAGUGAAUAAUAAUUAUCACGAGAUGGCAAAUGAAUCAGGUUUUUUAAAUCUCUUAAGAUCACAAGUCACUAUUCUUUUUUUGUUAAACUAUUACAUGUAAUUAAUUUAAUUUCUUAGAAAUAACAAAAAUCAUUUUUUUUGUAGGCAAUGCCAAACAAAUUUGCAGCAAAAGGAGGCGCCAUACUACCCCCACCCCCUACACACCCAGCGCCCCCUCCCCCCACGGUAAAGAUUUCUUCAUUGUUCUAUCAGUCAGAAUCUUGUAAAAAAUUAUUUUCAUGUUUUUUGUCUGAAAAUAUUAUUUAUAAAUGGAGUGAAGCUAAGGCCUUUCCUUAUUAUUCACGGUUUUAGGGGGUUGACCAGGAGAGAUUAGAUUUGUAUGGAAAAUCACUUGUGGCACAAACGAUUGCAGCCUUCUCAGCCGUGUCUGAUACCAGUCCGAAGAAAACUGGAAAACCACAAGUGUCAUCAAGAUACCAAGCUGGAGAAACAUCCUCCGAUGUUCCAGACGAAACACUGUCUGCGGAACUGUUGGAGGCGAGGACAAACAGAGAUGUGGUAAGAGACAACGAUUCAUGUCAGUAGCUAAGAAACUGCUCAUCUACCCCUCCCCUAACCCAACAUUACCUAACUUUUUAUCAUUUGGCUGUUGUUGGGCUAGGGGAGGGGUAGGUGCGUAGUUACUGAGAUGGUGACAUUGAUCCCAUUUCAUCAAGGAUACAAGGUUUGAAGGAGAAUUAUUUCAAAACUCGAGAAAGCAUCUCAGAGUUAGUAACAUUUAAAAUUUGAAGCUUAUCGUGUCUAAAUCUCACUGAAACAUUCGCUAUUGCAAAACGGCCAACUUCCUAAGUGGCGAAAUUGCUAAUGUACCCGUACUUUCUUUUCAAAAUUUCUAACUUUUAACAUCGUGUGGCCGAGAGAAUUUAAAAUGUAUUGGGCUGAAAAGUUCAGAGACGGGUAGAUAUGUUCUAUAUUUCGAUUAUGUAAUACCAUUUGUAGCUUGAUAGGAAAUGAAGAGCAAGAGCUAAUGAGCAAAAAACGUAAACAAAGACUUCCUUACAGCCACAGGUUUGAUGCCUUAGGAGAUUUAAAACCCUCCCUCCUUUUUCCCCUCUCCCCCUCUCCCCCCGUCUCUCCUCUCCCUUCCCCCCCCGCUUACUGAGGUUGCAGAUCAGUAAACAGGUAAACAGAUGUAACCUGGAUGAUAUUGUGCUCUGUAAAAGAGCAUGGAAAAAUAAAAUGUAUUUUAUAACGCUUGAUCAGUAACUUCGCAAAGUGGCAAACCUCUCCAGUUUAGUUGCUAAUUUCAGAAAAGCAAAGAGCCUAAUAUUAAAUUUGCUUAUUUUAAUUCUAGCAAAUCUUGAACCACUGUAUAGAUGAUAUCGAGAACUUAGUUAUGAGAACAAAGAGAUCGGCUGAGGCCUGGAAAAAGCUGCAGAAAAAGAAAGGAAAAGUUAAACGUAAGUUUAAAUCCUAGAUCUGUGCACCUCGAUCUCAAAUGUUGUUCUUAUGUCAGUGACAUCUUUUUUAUGAUUACCUUUUGUUAUUGUGAUGCCAACAGAAAGUUCUUUGUCACUUGAAGCGCGCCCGCCGCCUGAGGCUGAAUUCUUCGAUGCAUUUCAGAAAUUAAAACAUGCCUUGAAUUUGUUGGUGAGUCGUCUUCAACAUUGUCUUAACUUGUUAGUUGUUUGUGUUCUUUUUAGUAUAUUGUGGACACCAUGUCACGUUGCCUUGUUUACGUGGCGUGACAAAGUUAGUUCUUGUGACUAAGCGGACCAUGGAUCGUCAGAUCUUUGUUCUGACGAAGGGUUAUUGCUCAAAACGUCAGCUUUAGAAACUCCCUACGGUGACUAAUUUUAAACUACACUCACCCGGACGAUCACACUAUACGAAUCAGAUGAUAAAAGAAAAUUAUCUCGCAGUACCCCCACCAACGCAGCAACACACUUUCUUUAGAAACUUACCCCUUCCCCCUCCUUCAUCAUGGAUGUUGUAGGCAAUUGUAAACUGAGUAAUGAAAAUACUCUUAGAUUAGAUUGGUUUUCUACACUUCGCCUUGUGUCUGUUCUACGAAACUCGCACUACCAUUUCAACCAAUUAGAUGUAAAGCUUAAACACAGUGGUGAAUUUCAUUGGCUCUCUUUUUGCGGUUUCCUUUUUGCUGAUUGGCCCUCGUGAUUAGUCUGGCUUAGGUCAUUCAAUUCUCAAUCAGAAUGCGCAAUAAAAAUACUUUAAUUUUCUCUUACACAGGGCAAGCUGAGGCAACACAUUCACAAUCCUAACGCAGCUGAAUUGGUUCACUAUUUAUUUGUUCCCCUUUCCUUGUUGAUUCGCUGUACAGGAGGGUAAGUGGUAUCUUUCAUUUUCUUCGCUUAAUUAUCGCGCAGGCACUUGUGCUAGAUAAACGGUCAACAAACACAGUAGGUUUUAUUUUGAUUUCGAAGAUAUCUACUCCGAUGAUCAAUUUUUCCUUAGACAUGAUUUCUGUUGUAAGGCCCACUUUAUCUUCCUAAAUUCUCUCGUGGACAAUUCCUCUCGUGCGGAGGUCGCCAGCUACUUAUUUCAAUUGGUAUUCACCGUCUGACUCUCUUCUCUUCUGCCAGAUAACGUGAAUUGAUCACGAUAUCUUGGGUUUCGGGAUACAAAUUAGUGUGAUAGUUUAUGAUUAUGAAUUGUUUUUUUUCCAGCCCCGAGAAGGCCAGAGCAGUUGUUGUGCCUCUGCUUACAGCUCAAACAAUAGACUUGCUACAGAACUGUCUCUCCUCAAAGGAAACCGAAUUAUGGAUGUCUCUAGGACCCAACUGGACGAUGCCAAAGUAUGUGAAGCUGUAUUCCUAAGUAACUUCUUAAAAUAAAUAAAAAUUAAGGAGGAAUGUUGUGAUGAAAACAUUUUCGGUGAUAUCCUGUAGAGGAAUUCCUAUUUAGAGCUGUUACUACCGUACUGUUGUGAGUGAUUGCAAGUUGACCCAGAUAUCACUCGAGCAAUGAUUGGUCAAAAACCAGGAAAACUUGAAAAUAUUCGAUUAAUUGAUUGAAUGAUUGGUUGGUUGACAGAUUGAUUACGAGGAAGUAGCUUAGGGAACUACGGGGCACGUGACCCCUCCUCUCUGUUCGUUAUGAACUAAUAAUGAAUAGCAAUUUUCGAGAUGCGCAAAGCCUUGAAAAUGAUUUAGCUUUCUUUAUUUACAAGAAAGGUUUUGCAUGUGGCCUCGUUUUGAAAGUGAGGGUAUUUAGAACUUAGCAGUGGCCUUUUGCAACACCAAAGGAUCUUGCAAUGCUCCUUUUCCCCCCUUCCCCCCACCAUCCACAAAAUAAACCCUAUACCUUCCCCUGUUGAAAAAUCUUGCCUACGCCCCUGGGUAGGUGGAUAGAUUGAUUUGUUUUUCCCAUUUUCCUAAUUUGUCAGGUCAAGCAAACAGUUCAAGGAUCAGUUUAUCGCCCCAUACAAUCCUGUGUUCAAGGACGGUUGGGUUCCACCUGAAGUGAUCGCUGGUAAAGAUGUGUCCAACCUUAGUGCCGCUAUUGCUGCUAAUGCUGCUAAUGCUGCCGCUGUGGCCCAACUCAAUGAUGGAUCCAGAAAGGUACGUCAAGUGAUUGAAGAAACGUCUCAACGCAGAAACUUUUUAUCAUGAUUUGUUACCAUUUUGGUACCAUUUUGUUGUUGAAACAAACUGUGCCUUUUACUGAGAGAGUCAAGAUUCUGUCUUGUUAUAAGGGAUCUCUUAAAAUUUCAGAGAGCUUAUGGUGAAUGCUUUGUUGCUUAAUCAUAGGGAAGUUAGUUCCCUUGAUAGCUCCUCUGGAAAAGUGAUUGCUUCGAUUUCCCUGAGUCGGGUACUACUUUCUAUGCCUAUUGCACAGAAGAUGGAUGAAAAUCAUUUUUGCGGGGUGAUUUGUUUUGUCUGUUUUUUUCUAGGGAGAUGAUUCUGCUGCAAACCUGGCCAAUCCAGCGGUGCUAUCAGCAGCAGCCAAGUUCAGAAGACUAGCAAGUGUGAAAGGAUCUUCAGAAUCACCGCCAUCAAGGUAAACAACUGUGACUGUUCCAUUGAUGUAACAGCGAACUCUGCUGAAACUGAUAGCGUGCGUUGAUAGGAAAGUUUCUCUAUUUUUUUACUUGAGUUCCCUAUCGGCUCUUUAAAAUUACUUUUGGCUGCUCUAACAACUUUGGUUUUCAAGUCACUCUUAAAGCGCUCUAAAAAAAAAUUGUCUUACUUUGUAAAGGCAAAACCUAAACACGAUAGUCUGCUUGUUGGCUGAUAAUCAGCUUUUAAUGAAACUCUUGUUAUCUUUGUUGUAGUCCGCCCAAGAAAGGCCUGAGAAGAGUGCGAGUCCUUUACGAGUUUCAAGCAAGAAACAGCAAAGAACUGACGGUUCGCCAGGGAGAAGAAGUUUCGGUAAGUUCCUCUUUGCAUACAUUUAAUGGCGCCUAGGAGAUUCUAUGAAACACCUUGGAAAACUAGUGUACUCAUUGAACAGACUGCUCCUAAGUUAUGUCAACAAUACCUACGCCCUACAAACGACUUACUCACUUAAAAAACAUAACCAACAAACGUAACACACCCAACAGAACGAUCUAAUUAUAACAAAGGAUAACUUGUGCAAGUCAUUCUUUCCGUUAACGGGACGGGACACUUGUGCUGAGGUGACCCGUCCCAAGCCUUGUUAACUUCCUGCAGACUCGGAAACUUUGAAAAGCUGAUCAUCAGAUCUAAAGUAACGUAUCACAGCUUCACUUGCGUCGUAUAGCCAAUAAUGUCGGCGCAAAACUGAUCAAUCGGUUUUCACAAACUAGACCUGAAACGUUUGAGUGACAGAUAAACAACUCCUCCUUUAUCUCUGAUGAUGACUUCCGCUCAGGUCGCCGUGGGAAAAUAAGCCGUUCUCAAGGACGACAGUCCUUUUAAGAACUACCCUCCCCUGGAUGAUCACUUAUCACGAUCAAAUGUCCAACGAGUUUUGAUUGUCAAGUAUAAUUGGAAAGUUUAACUGCUUUUAAGUAAAAAGAGUAGUAAGCCAUGAAUUGAAGCGGGAUUUUAAUGUUUGGGUUUGGUAUAAAUACAGGUUCUUCUUGAUAGCCGCCAGUGGUGGUGCGUCAGAAACUCUGAGGGCUCCAUAGGCUUUGUACCGAGUACAAUUGUGGAAGAAACAGGUGAAGUAUUUUAUGUUGUGACCCCUCAGUGUCGAAGUGGUAGUGACCGAACGGGUAAUAAAUAUGCGUUAUUGACCAAGCGUGAGGUCAAGAUGGUUGGAUAUUGGCCGAGUUCUUAUUUGUCUAUCUGACCUUUUGAGCAUUUUUUUUUUCUUUUUCGGUUUAAUUUUGAAUACUGAAAAAUUUCCUACGUUAAGUUCAGCUCAAGACCAGAUACGUCACAAAGUAUUGCAUUAUCAGUUACUUUACCUACAGUUUUCAAGGUCGAACGGGUACAAUCCAUCUUACGGGUUCUUCUUUCCUUUUCCUUUUCCUUCGUAAAAUCCCCGCUUGAUUUCACCAUUCUCUCCCUUUCGCUAUCCCCGUGUGACGAAUUCCAGCAAUAGUUUGAACACUGGAAUACUUGGCUGUAGUUCGCUUUUCUCUGUAAUUAGCCUAGAAAACUCGCGCCUCCCUCUUAAUACUAAAUCAGUGAAUACUUGCGCUGUAGUUUUGCUUCCCAGUCCUCCGACAACGGCUCCUCCACCCAUACCAACAGCGCUGGUUUCGUCAUCGCAGACACUGGUAAGUUGCCUUUAAGUUACUUGGACCUAAGAUACUUGGAAACACACACAAAAUCAUUCAACAAAUGAAACCUUUUUUUUUUAUAUCAGAUCGGUAGACGCUAGGAAAAACCUGUUCUUCGUUCGCGUACUGACGAUAAGAAUUUUGUCUUUUUUUUUUUUUUUUUUGGACAUUUUAAGGUACAAAAACCUGAGACAGCAACUGGCACAGUGUCAGAGAGUCCAAAGAUUCCUCAUGUGGAGCUACGACCUGUGGGAAUAUCCAAGCAGAACAGGCCCGUAUCUGCACCUCCCUCGCAUCUGGUGAUAAACCCAACGGUGCCCACAAGCCAACCCCCUUCCACCCCUCCCUCAACUACCUCACCCCCUCCAACAGUAAUCUUGAAGACGGUGAAAGAGAAAGAGAAAGAGAAAGGUUUGUGAAAAGUUUCUUGAUGCCUUCCGUCGGAGAGGAGUAAUGUAAUGGUGUGCGCGCCCUGGGAAAUAUAAUAAACCCUGAAAUUUUCCAAUGUUUGCUUCGCAGUCCGUUUUAAUGUUGUCCGUUUUAAUGUUCUCCAUUUCCGACCAUCCUUGUUUCCUCUUAGUUCGCAGCCGACUCUUCGGCGUAUAUCUCUGUUCCCAUGCUAAUUUGUACCUUUCCUUAAUUGAAGACAUUUUUUGCUCAAAAAUGAUUUAAAAUACGUAGCUUGCGACCAGGCUCUUACUACACAGUGGUGCAAGCGUCGAAGCAACGAGGGAUGAGCUGGCCCAUUUCUCGCGGCUUUACCGCUUGUUCUGCCGCGCGGUGCCAAUGAAAACUCGCUCGUUAUCUACUCGUUGCUUCUUAUUGUAUCAUCUUACUUUUCAAACUGAAAUUUUUACUUGGGUGGAGAACUGUGUCAAACACAUGCAUGUUUUGGUUUUCAGAAGCCACGCCUGUGGCUACAGACUUUACCAAGGCCAUCCAAGCAAGAAAUCUGAAAAAAGUUGACCCAGAAGAGGAAAAGAAAAGACGCGAACAGGCUCAACAGAACAGAAGUGAGUGUUAAGUUUUGUUUUCCUUUUAACCCUUUAACUCCUGCAGUGACCGAAAAAGUGAGUCUUGCAUAACACUUUAACAUCUGUAUACAUAUUUUUCAUACUACUCUCGACAUAUCCUAAGUUACCGACCAGGAAAAUUUGGUGACCAAUCAUGAGCUCCUUUAGUAGCAGUGAUGAUCAAUUCCUUUAUUCUCGUCAAUUUGAUGUUUGAUAGGGGGGAAAUUAGAUAUUAGUCACUCUCAGGGGUUAAAAGUAUAAUGAUGGCAAGAUAUUUUCAAGAUAUAUGUGACAUGAAAUGUAUAUCAGACAGUGAAAAGUGAUACGUAGUUCUUGGGAGUGAAAGGGCUCUGAGCAAGUGUAGCAACACGAACACAAGAAUCUUCCAUAAGGAGGACACGCAGCUCGCACGUGCAUGAGGUGUGACUUCUGCGCGGAGGUACGAAUUGCGUGUGAGGCUCUAUUGACUAGCCGCUGUAUGCGGCCGGAUGAGAGUAAAAGUCGGAAAUCGAGCCUUAUGUUGGGAACGAGGAUCAUAGGUUUGGUUCCUUUGUGUCCCGUGAGGCGAUCUGGUUACUGAUGAAAUGUGAAAUUGAUAUAUUUUGACUCGUGGAAUGUUAGUCAUUAAAGAAAUUGAGCGUUAAAAUAAAUUAGGGGAUGAAAUUAUUGUCCUGUUGUUUUCUACACAGUAUUUUAUGCAAUGAAAUUCUUUCUCAAGUGAGCAAAAACCGUUUUCUUCCUUCGACAGUGAGCUCAGCAGACAUGUUAAACGAUGAACUCAAGCGAAGAAUGACUCACAGUCAGGGGGGACUCACACCAACAGCCCAACGGAAAGGUGAGGGGUUUUCUUUUUGCCAUCGUUCAUCUUAUUUUUCGUUCUUUCCGCCUUUUUUCGUUGUUCCUGUUCUGUCUUGGGUAAAGUGUCGCGACAUUACAUUAGUUGUCCCUUCCCAGUCCUUCAGCCGUCCUACAUUACACUGACCUGCUUUCUUUCGAGUGUUCUACUGGAAGUCUUUGUUUAGUUCACGUCUUGACCACCAAUCCCUCCCCCUUGCCUCUCUCCUCCCCUAGAGGGAGAGGGUGGCGUGCAUUUCGUAGUCCACCGCUUUAGUAGCUUAUAGGUAAACUACGUCGUUCAGAGAUAAUGAUUCACUUGCAAUAUGUUUGGUAACAUACUUUUCAAACUGGAUAGAGGAUUGGUGAUAAAUUUCCUGGAGAAAGGCAUUCAUAUAACGGAAACAAAGUUUUCGGGUGUCACUUGUGUUUUUCGGUUUUCCUUUUCUUCUAUGAGUUCCUGCUCGGAAUAUUUUGUAGUUGGAGAGUCUUUUUAGAUUGCUCUUCUUGAGCAGAUCGCAGUGAAGCAUCUCAUUUUUAUUGGCCCGCGUCUAAACAUUAAAUCAGCUUUCUCUUUUCCCCUUUUUCUUUCUUCCUCUUUCCCUUCCUUUUCCUUUCUUUUUUCCCCUUUCCUCUUUCCUCUCCCUUAAAUAAUUUAUUUUUCCCAUUCUACUGUGACAGACACACCGACCGUUAAUCUGACAGCUGAUUCAAACGCAAAGCAGGUCAAAGAGUGGUUGAAAAGUAAAGGUUUUAGUGACAGGUUUGUUGCUGAAAAUUAAAAGAAUAGAUAUUUUAGAGGCAUGCUCCUAUCAAGCCACUUAUAGAAUGAAACUGCUGGGAACGGACAUAGGUUCCUUUUUAAUUUUUGUUUUAGCGUUUAUUCCCAGUAUGAUCCAUGAAAGACCUCGGUGUGCUGUGGCAUUGAAGACAUUUCUCCCGUCUACGAGAUUACGUCACCCUUUCUUCACGACAAUUUUGGACGAUAGAAAUCCUACAUUACUAACAUCUGAAAAUAGUUCUCGACAUUCAAAACAGAAUCAUUUUUUCAGAAUCAGCGACAUUUAUGCAUAAUAAUGAACAACCAUGGCGGGCCAUUCAAGCAAUGAUUGCUAUGAAUGGCGCUGCAUUUAGAAAGAGAAGAGAAAAUUUGAGGAAGUUUAGGCAACGUCUUGUUCAAGAUGUAUUACGAAACAAGAGGAGAUAGAUAGAAAUGUUGCCCAAUCUGGUGGUCUGAUCAUCACCACUGUGGGAUGGCUUUAGUUCUAAUCCAAGACUUCACAGUUUACAAUAAGCCUGUUUAAUUUGUGUUUUUGUGUGUGUGUUGUUGUUGUUGUCAGCUGUGUGGCGGCAUUGUCUGGCAAGUCCGCUAAAGACAUUGAAUCUAUGACAAAGGAUCAGCUGAGACUAGCUUGUGGUGACGCAGAUGGAUCAAGGGUGUUUAGUCAGUUUUCAGUGCAGAAAGCCAAUUGGAAGGUAUUUUAAAGAUUUUAAUGGUAAAAGACGUUUUGCGGUUGGUUCAGACUUGUUUUUCAUUUAAGUAAGCAAGUCAAUUGCUGAAUUACUUUCCCUUUUUCCAACCUUGCAGGUAACAACUAAAGGUUCUGAAUUGGCGGUAAGUGUCAGGGGAGCCUUUUGUAGUUAUUUUUUUUUUCAACCAAUAUAAAUGCCCCAAAUACAACUUGAAGGUCCACAGAGUAAAACAAAAGAGAGACCUUCCUCUGGAGGUUCAACUGCCUUACAAAGCUGUAACAGAAAAAUUCUUCCGUACGUGCGUGAUAACAUUUGAAAGUGAGAUUGUUUUAUCUGGAAUUCUGCUUAGAAGAAACGGUGCAAACUGAAAUUAGGAUUCGUCUGCGUUGGUUCGCACUACGAUAAUUGAUUCAACUCACUUUUCAUUUUCAGUGUCUCCUUGGCAUCCCUUCCUGACGUCUCUUGUGUUCGUGUUUCCUCUUGCUACUUGUAUCUUUCAUUCCUUUCAGCUUUGAGCUGCUCGUGUUCAAAACGGGAUCUUUUCCCUAACCAAGCCUUUUUUUUUGCUUUUGGGCAGUUUAUUAUGCAAAAACGAAAGGAACGAUCAGAAGAAAAAGAGGUACCAGAGAAUGAUGGCGAGCUCCGCGUUAUCGUUGCCGAUGCCAAGGCAGCGGCAGCCAAAGAGGAGACCGAGAUCAGGCAAAGAACGUCCAGCACUGGACAGAAAUCAAAGAAACCAGGUGCCCCUCCACCGAAACCUCGACCUAAGAGCUUUGCAGAGCCUGAAGUUAAGCCGCGUACAAAUAGCCAGACGGACCAGAGUUCACCGCAAGAGAUGUCCUUUGACACUGAGUUUAUCCCACCCCCACCAGUGCUAGAUGCCGAAGAUCAGCCGACAAAUGACGAAGAAGGUCCGAGGGUAAGUGACCGUUGUUUUGGAUUCAGUGCGGGUGACUUUUUUCCUUUCUUGGUUUGUUUUGAAUUUUUUCUGUUUAGUUAGUUGUUUCGUUUUUAUUUGUGUGCUAUAUUUUAUUCUUCUUCGGGUACUGAAUAUCUGAGUAAGUUUCAAUUAUAGCGACCUUUGCUUUAACUCUUUGUCUUUUGUAACGACUUUUUUUUUACAGGAGAGAAAGAUUUCCGUCGAAGAUGUCAAAAGUAUUAUGCAAGAACAGAAGAAACAGCAGGAACUUUUGUUGGUGGGUUACUGAGAUUGCUAGCUUUUUAAAACCAAAUAUUGUGCAUUUGGAAGAAGCAGUGGCUGUGAUGUGUUUGUGGCCGUUAAUCAAAAACAGCCAUCGCGUAACCUGGAAGCUUAAGGCACAGCCGUUACAGCCAAACCAACAUUGUUUGUAAAUGUAUUGUUUUAAAAGAUCUUUCCUCAUGCAUGAAAUAUUUCAGCGCCUUUCAAUAGAAUGUGAACUGUUCAGCUCUGAAUAUAUCGUGGCAAAACGUGCCUUACGCCAUAGUUGUUCAUAACGUGGACCUCUCAUUAAACUAGGCUAAUAUUUCGGACUUCAAAAGAACAUGAUUAGCCCCUGUUUGUCAAAGGCGAAGGAAUGAAAGUGUCUUGCCUUUAAAUUAACCACUUUGGCCAAAAUGGAGAGAGGGAGAGUGGGGAGAGAUAGUUGAGGGUUUUGAAGUGAGGUUGAGUAGAAGUCGCCCUUCUAGACAUGGCGUUGAUGAUUUUAUUUUGUUCGGAGCAAGAAGUUUGCAAAAUUUUCUUUUUAUUAAAGGAGUUAACCGUUGUGUCUCUCUCCUCACCAGGAACACGACAAAACGCUUUUCCUGCUGGAGCAGCUUCAGAGACAAAAAUUCGAGCUGGAACAACAGAAAAGGGAGUUUGAAGAACAACAGCAGAAGUUGAAGCAAGCCGAGUUACAGGUGUGUUGCGGGACUCCCGUGUCACUCAAUGGUUUCAUUAAAGAACGGAAUUCUUGUCACACAACGGUGCACACAUUUCUAUUCUGUAAAGUUAUUUAACAGAUGUCACGCAGUGGGCAAAACUAUCCAUUCGAUUGAGUGAUGAUUUUAUGCAAUAGCAAGAAAUUCGCAUAAGAGAUUACACCCCAAGAUAUUCUCACUUGCAUUUCCUAUCAAGUGCGUGCUCUCCAAAAUUCGAAAGUGUUUUUCGUUUUUCUUUUUGAAGACGGUGUAAGAUAUUUAUGCUUCGAUGCGUGUAUCCAGUGUUGGUUUCCUUCGAAGUUUCUGAAACCAGCCAGCAAUACAUAUCUGGAUAAAAUGUUGUAGUAAAUAUCCAGUCGUUCAUAGAAAAGUUUAAGUGAAUGCCAAAAACCCUUUUGAUUGCCUUAGAAACAACACUUCCGUGCGAUUUCAUUUUAGGAACAGCAGAAAGAGCUGCAUCGUCAAAUACAAGCGCAGCAAGAUCAACUGAAGGUGAACGAGGACAAAUUAGUGCAGCAACAACGCCUGCUUUCCAACUACGAAAACGUGCCCCCGCAAUACACUUACGCCCAGAUGCCCCCUGUUAUGCCCCAGAUGCCUGUAAUGCCCCUUGCGGGGGUUACAACAGGGGCUUCGGCGUACCUCCCCAUGGGGGGCCUUCAACCCGUGUACUCAGCGUACCCUGGUGCGAUGGCUCAACCGGGCGUCACACAUAUGGUGCCUUCCAUGGGUCUUCCCUCAGUAGCUCCUACACAGCCGCCUACUCAGGGAUGAUGUGGCCGUGAGAUGAUUUUGUAGGAAUGUAUUGUAUAAUCUGGAGAACCGAAAUGUUUUUUAUUAUUUGCUAGACAAAGUGUGAGAUUUGUAAAGAGUUUUCUCUCACACUACCUUAGAGAAAGCCGCAGUUCUGAUGACCAACGCCAUAGGAAUAAACAGGCUUUUUCGGUCUAGUAAUAAUUUCAAGAUUUUGUUUGUUAUACCAGCCAAUUAGACAUGUCGAAUAAUCUGAUUCGCCCUGAUACGCAGGAUUGUGCCUUGAAAUUAGUUGAAAAGGUGCUACCUGUGUAUGAAAAUCUUCCUAGGUAGCACUUAUGAGGGGAGGGGGUUGGGAAGACAGCGUGGGGUGAUGGGAUGAGAUGGGAUGAGAUAUUUCUCCUCUGGGUUCUAGUUAGUAGACGCGGACAUAUUUCCAUUCGUUACAUACUUUCAUGCAGUUUUCAUUCGUCUUCUCCAGAUUUCAUUCCGUAAUUAAAGUACAAAUUAGCCCUCCUAAUGUGACAACUGCAUUGUGUCUUGCUUAAAGAGCUGUUGUGUGUAUGACACUUUGCAAUCGUUAGCAAUGUCACGCAAGGACUACAUUCUAUGCUGAGGGCUUUGGUCACGCAACUGUUCCGUGACGCAUGUUCAUCUUCAAGAAUUGUGUACAGCUCACCUCUGUACAUUCAUUCACAUUGCCUUGUGGUUUAACAUCUUUCACCUCUUUAAGAGUCAUAGCAACUCGUGUCUCUUUUAGAAGGAAUCAAAAGUUUUAUUCACUGUAUACAUCGUUCCCCUCUUUCAGCUCAAAACUGAAGAUAAAUAGCGCGUUAUAUUUUUGUAUUGCCCUUAAUGGAGUAGAUAUCUCUGCCUUUUGUAUAAUGCGAUAGUCUGAAGUCGUUUUGUCUAGCUUUGGAUAGAUGGUCGAAUGCAAAUUAAGUCAAAGUAUGGUUUUUGUAGCUGUAUAGACGUUUUCGGAUCAAUUCAAUUGAAAGAAAAAAUAUUUCUGAAAAACCUGCUCACCAGAGUUUUUUAAUUUUUUUCGUUGUCCUUGUAAAAUAGAGGUCGUUUUAAAAUAAUUGGUACAAGAAUGAUUUUUCCGAGGAGAGCCAAGCUUGUUGAUUUUGCUGUGUGCCCCAUGUUCAGCUUAUUUGCUGUAGCGAGAUUCGUUUGUGAAAAAGUAGCAAAUAAGUUAAGAAAAAAUGGCAGGAAAAAAGAGACUGCCGGAUUUGGAAAGAAAGAGACAUUUAGUCACUGUUACAAAAGUAUCUUGUGAACCACUUUUUAGAUUCGUAAGCCCUGGCCUUUAGAACGAGACCAAACACAAAACCUACUUUAGGAAGAUGAGUGUUAUUUGUUUAAGUUUGAAAAUCAUUAGGUGUGUUGGCCUCGUUCGUCCGUGGUAAAAGAUGUCCUGACAAUCAGCGACUGAAGUACAAAUGUUGCUCGUAUUUAAGUAAACAUGCAGAUGCAUGGAUAUUUGUGAUUAUUUACAAAAUUAGUGUGAUGUACAGAGUGAAGAGCUUUUUGCUUUGUAUGACAAUUCUCGCUGUAUUUACCACUGAUCACCAUGUAAACUCUCCCGGCUAUAUUGGGUUUUCUUUAUCAUU